Oncorhynchus mykiss (rainbow trout) is the source of this 1410-nucleotide messenger RNA. RefSeq names its product acrosin. Gene Ontology annotation, molecular function: serine-type endopeptidase activity. Lineage: Eukaryota; Metazoa; Chordata; Actinopteri; Salmoniformes; Salmonidae. The record is from RefSeq and is a predicted model, not a curated record. Gene Ontology annotation, biological process: proteolysis.
GUUUUAAUCAGAAAACCAGGUGUUUUAAUCAGUAUGUUUACUUUGAUAUUGACCUUACAUCGAUUAUGAUAAGCAGAGUAAAGGUGUUUACUUUUGCCAUACUCGGCCUACUGUGAUAAUCUGUUUCAUAUGUGAUCAGUAGUGCGCAUGCUUGACCUGCAUAACUUUCAACUGAAAUUUACAUUCUACAUUUCCAUUAUUCUGCGAUGGUGAUGACAGCAUGCGGACAGCGGCCAUUGGCAGACGCUCCAGGAGGGUCACGUGUUGUUGGAGGGCGCAAUGCACCUUUGGGUGCAUGGCCUUGGCAGGUCAGCGUGCAGGUGAGGUCCUGGCACCUCUGUGGCGGGACCAUCCUCAACAGCCUCUGGGUGCUCACCGCUGCACACUGCUUCACUAUCGUUCCACCCCAUAGGAGGUCCAGUCUGCGCGUGGUGGCAGGACUCAACGUGCUAACAGAACCAGGGCAGUACUCCCAGCGCCGCUAUGUUGUGGAGGUCAGAGCCCAUGAGAAGUUCCACCACCCCAGCUACUCCAACGACAUAGCUCUUCUGCGUCUCAGCUCUCCACUGGAGUACACAGACUUUGUCCAGCCUGUCUGUACAGUGGAAGACGAGAUGGAGGAGUUCAACUUAAACCUCAACCAGUGUUUCAUCAGUGGUUGGGGCAGCACUUCUUUCAAAGGAAAGCCAAUGGACACACUGCAAGAAGCUGAGGUGGAGCUGUUUGAGCGAAAUACUUGCAACCAGAUCGACUGGUACAACGGUUACAUCAAGAAUGGCAUGAUCUGUGCUGGCUCUGAGACCGGGGGGGUCGACACAUGUCAGGGAGACAGUGGAGGUCCACUCCAGUGCUUCAGUGAGGAUCAGGAAAAAUUCUACAUUGUUGGCGUGACAAGUUUUGGGGAUGCCUGCGGAUUGCCUAAAAGACCCGGAGUGUAUACUAUGGCCAGCAAGUACUCAGCCUGGCUGAAGACAACUCAGUCAAGAUCCCUGUCAGCCGUCUGUCAGCUAGAUAACCAUUUCAUCUUAGUCCUGUCCAGUGUAGUUUCUAGACUUAUCUGAAUGAGGUGAACUGCUGAAUCUAGUCCAGUGUUUGACAUAAACUACUCUCUCAUGGAUGGUCAUUACAUUUUGAUGACUUUACAUUGUCAAUAGUUCUGUCACUUCUCAGGAGUAGCCUAAAUAAACCAUAUUAUUCAAAGGCUCUGUAGGCUAUAUUUGAUGGGUCAUUUCAACAAUUUAAUGAUUGUUGAAGGAUAAACCUGUGAAAUGCCAAAAGGCCAUUGUUUCCACUGUCUUACUUUAUCAUAGUAGCCCAUUAAAACAUUAGCUAGGCCUUAAGGAACAUGAAAUUAAAUGUUGUAGCAUACUAAUAAUUUCUUGAGAGAAUUCUAUACUAUUAUAUUCCUUG